Messenger RNA from Acaulospora morrowiae, 639 nucleotides. NCBI's taxonomy places the organism in Eukaryota, Fungi, Glomeromycota, Glomeromycetes, Diversisporales, Acaulosporaceae. The record is from the annotation of a GenBank genome assembly.
AUGUCCGAAAAUGAGUUUAUGAACAUUUACGUUCAUCCUAUACUAAAGAAGGCGUUAUGGAGAUUUUCGGGCAUUUCUUAUGAACCUAGACCAAUUCAGGCAUCAGCUUACUGUGGAAACGCGAGCUACUCAGACGGUAUUGCAUAUACCACAGGCGAAAAGUCAUAUGAAAUUUCGGUUACCGAAGGUUCCAGACCAUAUGUUAUUGAUUAUGCGAAAGAAACGUCUAAUUAUAUCCAGAACGCGAGGGCAGUAAAGGACAUGAUAAACUUCACCGUUAUAUCUGAGGUAAAACUAAAGCGUGCACCACCAUUACAAAUAAGGGUUUUUAUGGUUCAAUGCAUUGGUCUUAGUCUUAGGUUCUACUUCAUGGAUUACUUGGGUGCAUAUCGACUUUUUGAAAUAGAAAAAUGUGAAAUUCCAACGGAUUUUACAGAAGUCAAUUCAUUUCCAUCUUUUUUCAAGGCUAUAAUAACUUGGGCGUUGAUGGUUGGUGAGGCUGAUAAAAGAUUUCAAAUGGUGGAUAAUAGAAGCACGCGAUACAGUUAUGCACAUAACCUCCGGCUCCUUUCAAAUCUAAAUACUAAUAAGCCGCGACCGGUUAAUUCGAAAAUCAUCAAAGAAGAACCAUCCGAAUAA